Molecule: messenger RNA, 5771 nt
Organism: Boleophthalmus pectinirostris (great blue-spotted mudskipper)
Lineage: Eukaryota; Metazoa; Chordata; Actinopteri; Gobiiformes; Gobiidae
Product: diacylglycerol kinase zeta-like
Exons: 34
Coding region: 219-4028 (1269 amino acids)
Biological process (GO): intracellular signal transduction; lipid phosphorylation; diacylglycerol metabolic process
Cellular component (GO): nucleus
Molecular function (GO): protein binding; ATP-dependent diacylglycerol kinase activity
Source: RefSeq, a predicted model, not a curated record
GUGCGUAGAGACUGGACAGACGCGUGUUGACGGAGCCGAAUUAGCUUUAGUUAUUUAAAACAGCAGCUUAGCCCCCUUGUUUCUCUUUUUUCUCCUCCUCCUCUCUCUCCUCUCUCUCUCUCUAUCUCUCUCUGUCUCUUCCUGCGAAUGUACAUUGUGGUUCAGUGCUUCCUCCAUAUCGGACUCCGUAUCAGUGAGAGGAGUGUUUAAACGUCAUCAUGGACACGUUUUUCCGACGCCACUUUAGGAGAAAAGAUGGAGCAAAGCCCAGGGAUACAGAUUCCACCAGACACAGGAGACCAAGUGUUGCUGUGCCCACAAGCAAGGCACGUCGCAGGUCCAGCGCCGGACUGGCCUCUUCCACUCUUUGUCAACGUCGCAGAUCCAGUGUCCAACUCCAGGGGGUGCCGUGUGUUAGCAGUGGGCGGAUUGUGUCCCGACAGAGAGGGGGUCCUGGUAGGAGGAGGUCGAGCACAACUACCCCAUGUCUUAAUCCACGAUUUGCAGUUCGACGGCGGAAAGCUGGAAAACUACGCACGAUAGAUACACACCUUUUGGGACCUUCCAUGUUGUUGGCCAGUCUUUUACAAAUGACAGAUGAAGGGGAGGGCCCUCACGGUGAGCAACAGGUGGAGGUGCGCGGGCUCCAAUCGGAUGGAGACGACGACAGCAGCAGUGAUUAUGACACCCAAUCAGACGACAGCCAAAUCUCAGAGGGGGAGGAGCUUCCAGAGGAGGACGACCAAGUAGAGCGCUCUGAUCCGCCGGAGUCUUCCUCUCCUUUGCCUUCAUUGGACAUUGCUAAAACAUGCAGAGAAGUCAUGCCCACUCCAGCACAGCCGCCACCCACUCCUUGUCCAGCUCCUCCCACUUCGUCUCGUCUGAUACGUGCCCCACGCUGCCUUCGUAGGAACUCUUCACAAAUUUUUGGAGGAGAGACUGGGUGGUGUUAUCGGCAGCGCGGUUCGAUUCAAAGUAAAAGGAGGAGAAUUUCAACCAUUUCUAAAGCCGGUAGCCCGUGGCCUGGACGAGGACUGCCGCUGCCCCCAAACCGCAGGAGCUCCGUGUACCAUAUGCACCACCCAGCCUUUUACCGAGGCCCCGGGGCCCUCAGCCCGAUGGGGGGCUAUGACUCUCGCCUGGAGAGCUGGAGUGCCUUCCUGCUAAAAGCCAUUGCGAAGUCCAGUCUCCAGCACACGGGGCCCACCUCCACAGAGCCGCGCCCAGAGCCCAGCAGCUCCAUCGACUGGACCGAAAAUGCACAGUUCGGUGACCACAUCUGGUUUGAGACGAGUGGCUCUGGAGAUUUCUGUUAUGUGGGGGAGCAGUACUGCAUCGCCAAGUCUCUGCAAAAGUCAGUGGCCAGGAAGAAGUGUGCUGGUUGUAAGAUUUCAGUGCACACAAUGUGCAUGGAGCAGUUGGAGAAGAUAAACUUCAGGUGCAAGCCUUCAUUCAGGGAACCAGGAUCUCGGACUGUCAGAGAGGUCAGUCACUUGACACAAAUGCCGAGCGUUGUGAGGCAUCACUGGGUGCACAGGAGGCGGCAGGCGGGGAAAUGUCGCCAAUGUGGAAAGGGAUUUCAACAGAAGUUUUCAUUUCACAGUAAAGAGAUUGUGGCCAUCAGCUGCUCAUGGUGUAAACAGGCUUAUCACAAUAAGGUGACAUGCUUCAUGCUGCAGCAGAUCGAGGAGUGCUGUUCUUUAGGAGCUCAUGCCGCUGUUAUAGUCCCACCCACUUGGAUCAUUCGAGUCCGAAAACCACAGACAUCUUUAAAGUCCAGUAAAAAGAAGAAGAGGACGUCACUGAAAAGCAAUAAAUCGAGCAAAAAGGGAGCAGAGCUCCAGGAUGGUCGGUGGAAGCCGUUCUUAGUGAAGCCUCUUCCCUCUCAGUUAAUGAAACCUCUCUUAGUGUUUGUAAACCCAAAGAGUGGAGGAAAUCAGGGAGCAAAAAUCAUCCAGUCCUUCAUGUGGUAUCUAAACCCUCGGCAGGUGUUUGAUCUGUCAAAGUCUGGACCCAAAGACGGGUUAGAGCUCUAUGCCAAAGUGCCAAACUUAAGGAUACUGGCCUGUGGGGGAGAUGGAACGGUGGGAUGGAUUUUAUCAGUGCUAGACCAAUUGAAGAUCCGGCCUCCACCACCAGUCGCCAUUUUACCACUCGGGACGGGGAAUGACUUGGCCCGGACACUCAACUGGGGUGGGGGUUACACAGAUGAGCCCAUUACAAAGAUCCUGUCCCACGUGGAGGAUGGGAACAUAGUGCAGCUGGACCGAUGGGACCUCGAGGUGGAGCCAAACCCAGAGGCCCGGCCUGAGGACAGGGACGAGCAGCAGACUGACAAGCUUCCCAUUGACGUCUUCAAUAACUACUUCAGUCUGGGCUUUGAUGCUCACGUCACACUGGGCUUCCAUGAAUCAAGAGAGGCGAAUCCGGAGAAGUUCAACAGUCGAUUCAGGAAUAAAAUGUUCUAUGCAGGAACGGCCUUCUCCGAUUUCCUCAGCGGGAGUUCCAAAGAUCUCGCCAAGCACAUCCGAGUUGUGUGUGAUGGGACAGACCUUACUGCCAAAAUACAAGAUUUGAAGCUUCAGUGCCUCCUCUUCCUCAACAUCCCCAGAUACUGUGCCGGGACAGUACCGUGGGGAAACCCGGGGGAACACCAUGACUUUGAGCCUCAGAGACACGACGACGGCUGUAUCGAGGUCAUCGGCUUCACCAUGACGUCACUGGCGACGCUGCAGGUGGGCGGUCACGGUGAGCGGCUGCAUCAGUGCAGAGAAGUGACUCUGAGCACGUUCAAGUCCAUCCCGAUGCAGGUGGACGGAGAGCCCUGUAAACUGGCCCCCUCCAUCAUCAGGAUUAGACUUCGCUCCCAGGCCAACAUGGUCCAGAAGGCCAAGAGGAGGAUCUCCAUGCCCCACCUCAAUGAUCAACAGCCGGUGCCAGAGAAGCUGCAGAUUCGUGUGAACAGGAUCAGUAUGGCCGCAUAUGAGGCUCUGCACUACGACAAAGACCAGCUCAAAGACGCCUCCACUCCCCUAGGUCUUAUCACUGUUCCUGGAGACUGUGAUCUGGAAACUUGCCGGCGGCAUAUAGAGAGACUGCAGGACGACACUGAUCAGGACAAUGAUCCGAUGAGAGGAGAGUGUUUUUCAUCUCAGAAGCUGUCCAUGAAAUGGUGUUUCCUUGACUGUACUACUGCUGACCGUUUCUACAGGAUUGACAGAGCUCAGGAGCAUCUGAACUACGUAACAGAGAUCGCUCAGGAAGAGUUAUACAUUCUAGACCCAGAGUUGGUGCAGACAGAGACAGUGGGGACAUCCCCCGCCAUGCCGGACCUCGUGGACUCAGACGAACAGAGAGAGUUCAACUUCGGCUCCUCUCCCACCUCCCCAUCCACGCCCACCAACUCAGCAGCUAAUAGGAUCCGAGAUUUACAGAGGAAGAGGAUUUCUAGUGACAGCUCAGUAUCUGAUGCUCUGUCUCAAAACUCAAAGGCAGCACUCUGCAGGAGAGGGGCAAAGAUUCUCAAUGUGCACCGUUCCAAUACAACCCUCGCCGAUUUCAGGCCCAUGAUUAGUUCGUCAACUCCAGUCCCACGCAACACUGAAAAAGAUGCAGAGUUAAUAGACUGUGUAAAGACUGAAGACCUGAGCCGAUUGAAGGCGCUGCACCAACAGGGGGCAGACCUGCUGCUUCAGGACCAGAAUGGCUGCACACUGCUUCAUCAUGGGGUGGAUAUUGGCAGCAAGGACAUUAUGAAGUACCUCAUUGACAAUGUGCCCACUUCUCACCUGGACAUCACAGAGAAGGAGACAGGAGAGACAGCGCUGCACAAAGCGGCCAGUUCGUGCCAGAGGACCAUCUGUCACUUCCUUGUGGAGGCUGGAGCUUCCCUCAUGAAGACUGACCUCCAGGGGGAGACUCCUAAACAGCGCGCAGAGAAAGCAGCGGACCACGACUUGGCUGAAUAUUUGGAAAACCGCCAACAUUAUCAGAUGAUCCAGAGAGAGGACCAGGAGACAGAGGUCUGACCCAAAAAACUGUAGUUCUGUUUUUAGUACUAUACUGUUUAUGUUCAAUAAUAAGUGUCUUUAAACCAGGAACACUGCAUCUCCACUGACAAUGAAUGUAAAUCACAUACAAACAGAGCUAACGAGGAGAACAGCCAAGAUUUUUAGUGAAAUUUGGGUAUAUUGACGUAUGUUUUUACAUGUGCUCUAUGGGGUACAAAGUGUAUUGAGGUAAUUGUGGUCCCAGUAAUGAAAAUUAAUAACUAGGAUACAAGUUAGCAACAUAAACCAAACAAAAAAAAAAAUUAACUUUGUGAUCUACUCAUGGGUUUCAGCUUUGGCAACCACCCUCUGUAGUCAUAUCAAGUCAUAUAAGCAAUUCAAAUAAAAAUAUUAUAUAUCUUUUGAAUGGGGAACUAAAGCAGGACUAGACCAUAGCUAAACCAGUACUAGAAGAGGACCAGAGCCAAUAUCCAUAAGAACUAAGUUGACUUGACUGUCUUCUUGUUACUGCUGUGAAGGACUUUCCAUAGUGAACCAUUUUUGAAAUACUCUGAGGUAGAAUGCAUUUUUAAAUUCAGAAUGUACUAUACACGCACAUUUUCUCAGUUAUGGUAACAAGGAUCUUUUUUUUUUUUUUUAUUAAAUGAUCUAGUUUGCUUCUAGUUAUUUCUAUUUUAUUUGCACUGGGACCACAAUUCUCGUUAUCCCACACUAUGUGAUAUGCCAUGUACAACCUUAUUUCAAUAUUCUCAAAUAUUUAAAGUCUACACAAACAUGGGUAUUUUUCUUUUUUAUAUAUAUAUUCCAAUAUUUAUUUUUUCACAUUCCAGUCCAUCAGAUUUGUGGACCCAUUUGGAUAUAGAGUUGGCUUAAUUAUUAUACAUUAUCAUUCGUUAGAAAACUAAAUUUCUUUAACCAAUACUGCUCUUAUAGUAGCUGUAAAUGUCACUUUGCAUUACACUUGGUUGGUUAUCUGUACCAACAACCACCACACCAGUCACAUAGACCAAGUGAGUGAAGUGUCUUGCCCAAAAAACACAACAACACUAGUGCAAGCCAUGUGCUGUGUUCACUGAUCCAGAGGUCUUGUCUGUAAACCGUUAUUAUAUUAUAAGCAAUAAACCAUACCCAUAUUUGUGUGGACAAUACAAAAUGAAAAAUGAAACUUCCACCAGAAGCAAGUCGGUGUCUCUGUCAUACAAAAUAUUUCACACAUUUCCAGGUGGGUCUUUAUUCCCUACACAACCAUUCAUUUUACCUCUAGAUGCUUUUAUUGCCAUAUAUUUUAGAAUGACUGCAAAAACGUGUCUUUUUAAGCAUUUAGUGACCGUUUGGAUGUAUUUGUUUACUAUUAAAUGUCACAUAUUUAACUUUUAGUCACCUCCUAUUGAGCUAUUUAUAUUUUUAGACAUAGAUAACACUUGCUUGGGAUCAAAACAUUGGAGCAAGUUGCCUCCCGCUUCUCACUUUUCCUUAUUGUGGAUUUAUGUUCAGAUUUUAGUAAAUUUCCUCUAUAUAAGAUGUUUUUGUAACUUUGUCUGUUACAUACCAAAAUGCAAAGGGUGAUGCUUUUACUGUGUUGUAUAGUCUGUGUAUAUUCAGUGUUUUAAUGGCCCCAAGCCUGUUUUUCUGCCAAAGCAGUGGAGAUUGUAUUAAUAGUGACUGCAAUUAUAAGAUGUAAUGCUGUACAAUAUCAUUAUGGAGUAAGAAUGUUUGGUUUUAUCAUUUCAGAGUGACCUGCAAUAAAGCACGUCAGUAACA